AUGAGGCAGAGCCAAGAGCUGAAAGGCGGGCCUCCAUCAAGUCCAGCUGAGGCGGGGUUCUCACGCCGGGGGCGGAGCUUUGGGCUGAAGGGCGUGGCCGGCCCGAAGGUGGCGUCGCUGUCCGGGAGCCACCGGGUCCGCCGGCUGCCCUCGCUGGGCCGCGUCGCGGUGGUGGUGGACCAGGGCUCGGGCUUCACCAAGGCGGGCUUCGCGGGCGAGGAGCAGCCGCGCCUGGUACUGAAGAGCUCCAGCCUGGUACCCAGCUGGGACCGGCCCGUGCUGCCCGGGGCGCCCGGCUGCGAGCUGGCGGGCGGCGUGGCGCGGGCGCACCCCAUCAAGCACGGCGUGGUGGUGGACUGGGAGGCGCUGGAGGGGCUGUGGGAGCGCCUGCUGGUGGGCGGCCUGCGGGUGUGCCCAGAGCAGUGGCCGGUGCUGGUGAGCGACUCGCCGUCGGCUCCGCCCGCGGGCCGCGAGAGGGUGGCCGAGCUGCUGUUCGAGGACCUGGCAGUGCCCGCGUGCCACAUGGCCAGCACCGCGUUGCUGGCGCUCUGCUCUGUCGGCGCGUUCAGCGGGCUGGCCUUGGAGGCGGGCGCGGGCGUGUGCCACGCCACACCCAUCUAUGCGGGCCACUCGUGGCACGAGGCCACCUUCCGGCUGGACGUGGCAGGCAGUACUCUGUCGCGCUACCUGCGGGACCUGCUGGUGGCAGCCUGCCCCGAUCAACGACUGCAUGCCCUGCCCCGCAAGGUCAUCACACAGCUCAAGAAGCACUGCUGCUAUGUGUCGCUGGACUUCGAGGGUGACCUCCGUAACCCUGCCCGCCACCAUCCUGUCAGUUUCUACUUAGGCAAUGGGUGCUCUGUCUGCCUCAGCAGCGAGCGCUUCCGCUGCCCAGAACCCAUCUUCCAGCCGGGUCUGCUAGGCCAGGCUGAGCCGGGACUGCCCACCCUGGCUUUCCGGGCACUGCAGAGGAUGCCCGCAACACUACGGACACGGCUGGCCAACACCGUGGUGGUGGCCGGUGGCUCCACGCUUUUCCCUGGCUUCACUGAGCGCCUGGAGAUGGAGCUGGAAGCCCAGUGCCGGCGGCAUGGUUAUGGGGCACUGCAGCCUCGCCUGGUGGCCAAGCCCGGGCGUGGCACAGCAGUGUGGACAGGCGGCUCCAUGGUGGCCUCACUGCGUUCCUUCCAAUGCCACUGGAUGACCCGGGCCAUGUACCAGGAAUGUGGCUCCAGGCUGGUGCACGAAGUGUUCAACUGA
Messenger RNA from Eubalaena glacialis (North Atlantic right whale), 1260 nucleotides. It is a transcript of the gene ACTL10, whose product is annotated as actin like 10. The coding region runs from base 1 to 1260 and encodes 419 amino acids. The record is from RefSeq and is a predicted model, not a curated record. The transcript has a single exon. Lineage: Eukaryota; Metazoa; Chordata; Mammalia; Artiodactyla; Balaenidae.